AAAGUUAAAAUAUGUUCUUAUGUCUUUACAGUAUUUAUGAUUGAACUGCCCCACAUGUGUGCGACCCCCGCGGCGUGCAGCAGUAUAUUACCCCGCUGUUACUGCUCUGUUAGGGGUAAUUGUACACUAAUCACCGUGAAGUUGUAAACCCCUCCCAGCUGCCUCCUGAUUGGUCGAGCCUCAGUGGACAUCAUCUCCCUGACCCCGCCCCCCCGCGGGUGUCCCAGGUAUAAGAUGCUCCAGGUCAACAGCUGAGAGGACAGAACAGGACUCUACAUUCCCCCGAAAACUCUCCAACCUGCUCCCGAGUUCCUCCUCUUCCUCCUCCUCCUCCUUUUUCUUCUUCUUCUUCUCCCCUGUAAAAACUUGUGUGUCUCACUGGAUUUUUUUCUUCUUCUGUGGUGUUUAUUUGGGACUGAAGCAUGGAGCUGUCGGAUAUCUCUUUCCCCAUCCCCGCCGCGGAUGAUUUCUAUGACGACCCCUGCUUCAACACCAGCGACAUGCACUUCUUCGAGGACCUGGACCCGCGGCUGGUCCAUGUGGGUCUCCUGAAGCCGGACGACUCCUCCUCUUCGGUCUCACCCUCCCCUUCCUCCUCCUCCUCCUCUUCCUCGCCGUCAUCCCUGCUGCACCUCCAUCACCACCGCGCCGAGGCGGAGGACGACGAGCACGUCCGCGCCCCCAGCGGGCACCACCAGGCGGGCCGCUGCCUGCUGUGGGCCUGCAAGGCCUGCAAGAGGAAGACCACCAACGCGGACCGGAGGAAGGCGGCCACCCUACGGGAGCGCAGGCGGCUCAGUAAGGUCAACGACGCCUUCGAGACCCUGAAGCGGUGCACGUCGGCCAACCCGAACCAGAGGUUGCCCAAAGUGGAGAUCCUGCGCAACGCCAUCAGCUACAUCGAGUCCCUGCAGGCGCUGCUGCGCGGCGGGCAGGACGACGGCUUCUACCCGGUGCUGGAGCACUACAGCGGGGACUCCGACGCCUCCAGCCCCCGCUCCAACUGCUCCGACGGGAUGGACUUUAACGGACCGACCUGUCAGUCCAACCGGAGAGGAAGUUACGACAACAGCUCUUAUUUCUCCGAGACUCAAAAAGGCGGUCUGAAGAACGACCGGAGCUCGUUGGUCUCCAGUCUGGAUUGUCUGUCCAGCAUCGUGGAGCGAAUCUCCACCGACAACAGCAGCCUGCUGCCGGCCGCCGACAGCUCCCCGCCGACCGACCCGGUGGGUGAGGCGGUGGCAGCAGCAGCGGCGGCCCCGGGUCCCGUCCAGAUCCCCUCCUCGACCACCAGCCAGGACCCGAACCUCAUCUACCAAGUCCUAUAGACACCCCCCCCCACAACCUGGGACUUUACCAUCCUGUUACAGAUCCACAAGAGCUGGAAACAUGUACGGAAGCUCGUUCAUGCCACAAAAACAUCUUAAAAAAAAGGUCCACAAACUUACUUACUGAGCUUUCAGCCACUUUACACACGGUCUUCAUCACCGGGUGGAGUUUAAUGUUUUAUAUCAAAUUUUAUAGAUUUUAUAGUUUCUGAAGGAAACUCCACGUGCUGAUGAAGACCGUCAGAUACAGUCGAAAGCUCUGGAAACAAGCGACAAUGUGGGCCUGGAGAUUAUUUAUUUUUAUUUUUUAACAACAACAAUCUUAAUUCAGUCUUAAUUUAAAAGCUGUAAAAUAAGGAAUGUAAAUACAGAUGUCACAGAAAAAUUGAUUAAAGACAGAAAAAAAUAGCCAAUUAAAGUCCUAAUUUUGGUCUUUUUAAUUAAUUAAAAUGAGAUUUUAUCAUUCCAACAUUUACACACAUUUAAUUUACUUUCCUGGCAUGAACGACCUUCCGUAUUUGACCCCCAGAUUCCCUUUUUCUUGCUGUUAAAAAAAAAGUAAAUUUUAGAUGUAGAUAAAAAAAAACACUUGAAUGCUGGGAAAUGUAGUUUUUUUUGGGCAACAUUUUUAAAAACAGGUUUACUGACGAAUAGAGUUCAGUUCAGUUCUUGCUGUAUUUUUUUAUUUUAAGUUAUGAAAGAAAUAUUUUAAGGCUCAGCUGAGUCGUUCAGAUGGAUUUUUCUUCCUCUCGGUUUCUAUUUGAUGAAGGACGGAGGCCAAAAAAAUACCGAAAAAAAAAAACCAAACAAACAUCCAUUUACAUUCCUCCACGUUCGUCCAUCUGAAGUCCUAAAAGCCCCGGCUGAUCGAUUCCCUCAGGAAGCACAGAUCAAUAAUCCUGUGAUAUUUCAGAACGAUUUAAGUGAUAAACAAACAACCACAGACACAAAUAACUAAAUGUUGGACCAUUUUUCUGUUUCUGUACAUAUUCUGUAAAUAAGAGCCGAUUUGUUCCAACUGAAAAGUAUUGAUUAUGUAUUUAAUGUUUCCGUCUGUAUGUGCUUUUGUUUGUUGUGAAAAUGUUAAACUUUAUAUUUAUACAUCUGAAAACUGAGUGACAGUUUAUUAAAUAAAUGAAUCUGCUUAUUUAUACAAAAGAA
Messenger RNA from Dicentrarchus labrax (European seabass), 2489 nucleotides. RefSeq names its product myogenic differentiation 1 (gene myod1). Bases 423 to 1328 code for a protein of 301 amino acids. The transcript is spliced from 3 exons. NCBI's taxonomy places the organism in Eukaryota, Metazoa, Chordata, Actinopteri, Moronidae. Gene Ontology annotation, molecular function: RNA polymerase II cis-regulatory region sequence-specific DNA binding; DNA-binding transcription factor activity, RNA polymerase II-specific; protein dimerization activity. The record is from RefSeq and is a predicted model, not a curated record. Gene Ontology annotation, biological process: muscle organ development; regulation of transcription by RNA polymerase II; positive regulation of myoblast differentiation.